This is a messenger RNA of Mollisia scopiformis, 6014 nucleotides long. RefSeq names its product DUF676-domain-containing protein. The transcript has 6 exons. The record is from RefSeq and is a predicted model, not a curated record. Gene Ontology annotation, molecular function: monoacylglycerol lipase activity; zinc ion binding. Lineage: Eukaryota; Fungi; Ascomycota; Leotiomycetes; Helotiales; Mollisiaceae. The coding region runs from base 318 to 6014 and encodes 1898 amino acids.
UCACAAUCUUCGACCUGUUUCUUUCUGUCUCUCUCAAUUGCCUCGACGUUUGUAAUUUUGUCUUAUAUUAUAAUACUUAUUACUUUAAUUGCCAUUGGCACUUUUGCAGAAACCACGCUCGCCUUAUUCUGCAAGUUCUUCACCUGCAUAUGCAGUGUCGGUGAGUACCAGCACCAAUUACCUUGUCAGCCGCAGAGCAGACGACCUAUCCCACACGAACAGAUGUUCGUCGCUCGAACAGUCUCUUCCCCACUGCCCAACGUCUAAUUACUGGUCGUCAUGCCCAACGUCUGAGGCUGUCGAGUUCAGAUGUUCGAAUGGCCCUUCCCAGAGCAGAGGGCCAGAGGAGAGUGAGGCGUCGAGCAAGGUCGUACAGCUCAUUGGAUGACGAAGAUUCUUCCGAAUCGCGUGGCAAGGAGAGGGUCACGCCUGACCUAGAUGCUGCUGAACUGCGGAGAAUUCGCAUAGAAAGACUCGAGGGCAGCACAUCGACCCGCAGACGCUCAACGACCCAGAAUAUGACUUCCGAAUCGCAUGCGACGCUACCAAGUCACAAAACCUCGACAAGCCAUAGGAGGAGGAGGAAGCAUCGCCGAGACGGCGAGGAGAAGGACUAUAGGAGCUGGCGCAAGUCACUGGCGAAGGAUGAGUUUGCAGAUACCUAUGUGUAUGGAGCACCUGCAGACAGGCCUAAAUCCUCGCGCAUAAUGAUCAAGGAAACGAGGAAGCUUGGUCGAGAUGGAGAGUCUAGCGAAUCAGACAGAGAACAUGUUGUACGAUCACCUCGUGAGAGGAGGUCAGGAGAGAAAGAGAAGAAGAUCAGGGUUAUAUACGUCACAAAGGAAGAACUGAAGUCUUCGAGACACCGGCGGACAGAAAGCAGCCCAGAGCUUGCCAGAGAUUCUCUCAAGCGCAGCGGUACUCAUCAUUCUCGUCGCCCCUCUGUCGCAGACUUGCCACAUGCGCCAGAAUCACCACCUAAGAGGAGCGCAUCUACUCGACACGUCGCCGCUGAGCCGAGAGCAACAAUCAAAAGAAGCAAUACCACGACCUCACAUAUGCCGUCCUCUCGAGGCCUAGGAUCUUCAAGUGCAGGAACCAAACGAUCGAGUUUUCUUGGUGGACUCUUUGCGCCACAAGCUCCUGAACCAGAGAAGCUUGUAGAGUGCUUAACAUGCCUAUCCGACGAUAUACCUAGAUCCAAGUCAGCAAAGUUGAAAUGUGGACAUCGCAUGUGCAACUCAUGCCUGAAGAGAAUAUUUAGACUAUCUGUCAAAGACCCUCAGCACAUGCCGCCGAAAUGCUGCACUGCAGAUCACAUCCCGCUGCAGCACGUGGACAAGUUAUUUGACAUUAAUUUCAAGAAGCUAUGGAACACCAAAUUCGCAGAGUAUUCUACUAAGAAUCGCAUCUAUUGUCCAGCUCGAAAAUGUGGCGAAUGGAUACGGCCAGCUAACAUUCACAAAGAAGACGGCAAAAAAUUUGGCAAGUGUGGUCGUUGCAAGACAAAGGUAUGCUGUCAAUGUAACGGCAAAUGGCAUGGAUCGAAAGAGUGCCCCAAAGAUGAAGAAACGAAUAAGCUCCUUGAGACGGCUAAGCAAGCUGGUUGGCAACGCUGCUACAGCUGUCGAACGAUGGUUGAGCUCAAGGAAGGCUGCAACCACAUGACUUGCCGUUGCACAGCUGAAUUCUGCAUGAUAUGCGGACUGAAAUGGAAGACGUGUAAUUGCCCUUGGUUCAAUUAUGAAGCCGUCGAGGCCGAUCGAUUGAAUCACAUGCGAGUUCCAGAAGACGGUGAUAAUGAUGACGCGCCAGAGCGCCCUCGUCGUCUUCGGAGAGCCCAACCUGCUACGUAUUACGAAGAACUUACGGAACGCCAGAGGCAAGAGCGUUUAGAUGAAAGACUUGCUCGUCGACUCCAGAGAACGAAUCUAGCUGAUGACAAUAACGAUGAUGACUACCAAGGUGGUAUUGGCGAUGUCCAUGGGAUCGGAAAUGGAGCUGGCCAUUUCAUGAAUCAAGAUUAUGUUCGAGCCGCUCACAACAUUUUGACGGGUAAUUACGACCAAGCUACUGCAGCUGCAAAUUAUGUUAUGGGAGUUGCAAAUGCAAGAGGUGUACCACCACCACCUCCACCAAAUGCUGGGCAAAGAAGAAUGGCAGAUCGCUAUCCCGUUCCUCCACGAGUCGAGAGACCCUUGUCUCCCCCACCUCUCUUGCGAAGACAUUCAGCAAGAGAGCAAGCAUACAAUGCUGCGCAAACACGUGCAUCCGAAAGAGUUGUUCCGAGGAGGACGAGAACCGAUUACGAAGCGGAAGCUGCAGUCCACGCACCUCUUCCUCGAGCCGCAAGACCAGAACCUCGCCCAGCUGUUUUGGCCGGGCUAAGUGAGACUGGGAGAGCUCGCAAUCGUGUGAGUGCCUGGAGAAAUCAUGUCGAGCCUGGCCAACCUGAAGAAGGUGUCUUCGACCCUCUGAAUCCACAGCAGAAGUCUCUUCGUUACGAUCACUGCAUCGACAUACAAAAUGCUCUGCUGACCUUCCCUCGAAGCCACUCAAAUCCUUGGCCGAAAUCAAAUACACCGAACACACCUCCAACCUCACCCAACAUGCUUCUCCUCCACCAAACCGGCAGCGUCAAAAUCGGCGAAGUCGUACGAUAUACAGUCACAUACACGCCCUCACACGAUCGAAUCCUGCCUUCGCCUCCAUGCCUCUUCCUCAAAGUCAAGAAUACCUGCGCCAUCGCCCUCCGCGCUGCUUUCGUCCACGGUCCCUACACCCUAUACGCCGCGGCGUACCCGAAAGCCUUCAAGACAGACGAGCGCUUCGAACAUCCGCGGACCUUCGGCGUCCCUGAGUUCGAGCCCCAGCUCAAAGCGGGCGGGACGUGGACCUGCCGGUUGCUCGUGCCCGAAGAAGUGCGAGCGAGCGCUGGACGGGGCGGCGCGGGGGAGGAGAGCGUCAGUUGGAUCAUCGAAGUUAGUUCGCAGGUUAUAUUCUCGAACUCGGCGUCGGUGAACUACGAGAUUUUGCUGGGGAGGGAUGAGAAGAGUCUUAGUUUGGGGUUUGGGAGUAGUUUGACGGGUGGAGGGAAUGGGGGACAUGUACCGCAGCCGGGACAGCUGAGUGAUCAUCAGCAGAGCGUUGGGGCGAGGGAUGGGAGGCAUGCUGGGCAACCUAAGGGCGUGUUUAGUAAGGCUGUUACGGUUAAGGUGGAUGAUACGGCGAGUCUGUGGAAUACACCUAAGAUGCCGGAGUGGGGGGAUCUAGAAGAGGAUGGGAGGGACAGGAAAAGGCAGAAGAAGGUCCAUUUGGUGGUUCUGACGCAUGGGUUGCAUAGUAAUCUUGGGGCGGAUUUGUUGUUCUUGAAAGAGAGUAUUGACGCUACUUCGAGGCAAGCUAAGAUUGAUGCGAGAGAAAGGAGGGCGAAGCGAAGAGAGGAGGAGAAGGCGAAAGCUGAUAGAUCUGGGGAAGAUCAAGAUGAGCAUCACGCAGAGGAGCGAAAAGACGAGCAAGGCGAGACGAAAGCACCUGCACAACAGCACGAAGAGGAUCUAGAUGAGGACGAAGAUGAGGAAGAAGUCAUUGUUCGAGGAUUCUCUGGAAAUGCUGUGAGAACAGAACGAGGAAUCAAGUACCUCGGAAAACGACUAGCGAAAUAUGUCCUUCAGAUGACUUACCCUGACCAGCCCUACAAGCCAGUCACCAAGAAAUCUGCCGCGGAAGCUCUCUCCCAUGCUCUGAAACCCGACUCCUCGAAGCCGGUAGAAGAUGGCACUCCGGCGCAUAAUCACAGCACGAUCAAGAAACAGCCGUAUGAAGACAGAAAACUGGCUUACAAAAUCACGAGCAUCAGUUUCAUUGCUCAUUCGCUUGGUGGUCUCAUUCAGACAUAUGCUGUUGCAUAUAUACAGAAGCAUUCUCCCGAGUUCUUUGACAAGAUUAAGCCUGUCAAUUUCAUUGCUAUGGCUUCUCCUUUCUUAGGCCUAAGCAAUGAGAACCCAUUAUAUGUCAAAUUUGCCUUAGACUUUGGCUUGGUAGGUCGAACAGGACAAGAUCUGGGAUUGACUUGGCGACCACCCACUGUUGUUCGAAGUGGUUGGGGCGCAAUUGUUAGUGGGAUUGGAGAAAGUGCUCAUAAGAAGAUUGAUGGCGAGACAGCACCAGAAACAAAACCUCUUUUGCGAAUCUUGCCUACGGGGCCUGCUCAUAUUGUUCUCAAGAAGUUUCGAAAUAGGACAGUCUAUUCCAACGUUGUCAAUGACGGGAUUGUGCCUUUGAGAACGAGUUGUCUGCUUUUCUUGGACUGGCAAGGCUUGGGUCGUGUCGAGAAAGCUAGAAGAGAGAAUGGCCUCGUGGGAACCAUGGCUGGAUGGGGUUGGGCUGAACUCACUGGUGCCAAUUCUGGCUCUCCAUCAAGGAGGAAUUUCUCCGAUAGUGGGAUGAGCGAUCAGGAAGAUACUGAUACGAACACCCCCACAAGGCAAGGUCAUGGUGCAGAUGUGCCUCAACCACCCCUGUAUGCCACCGAAGAUGAUGAUACUGCUAGUUUGAAAAGUGUCAAGAGCAUUGACGACAAUCUUCCUCAUACAGAGACCUCGCACAACGAGGGACCUUUUUCCAGCAUCAUCAAGUUCUUCCAACCUGACAAGCCAUCAGCAAAGUCUCACCACCACGCUCCCAAGUACCCUAAGAUCUACAAACGAAGUCAAACUAUCCGAAUGAACAGCGAUUCUUCAAUUUCCACUUUGGCAAAACAACACCCUUCACAAACUGCACGUGGAAAGGCUACAACGGGCGAUGCUGAACAUGAUGACCCCGACAGUCUUUCUGCGCCCCCAAAGACAACUUUCUUCGAAUCUGCUGGCGAUGUCUUGAAACCACCUCUUCCAUCUGUCGACUUUCUCAUUGAUCCGUCAUCUCGACCUCGAACUAUAUUCCACGACCGAGUCUAUCAUCCAGAGGACAUCCCACCUCCACCUCUCAAGAAACGUCCGACCUCUUCACUCAUGCUCCGCCGUCGUUCGUCAGUGGGUAAUUCGGGGGUCUCGGGUGCCUCGGUUGGCUCAGACCCCUUUCCAACCAGCCCGCCUGCUCACACAGACUCUUCACUUUCAGCUCGAGACUACGACGACACGCGACACACAAAUCCAGAGAAAGACCCUCGAGAAGUCGUCGACGGCUCAGCAAUGAAAGUUGAAGAAAAGAUUGCAAGAGCCUACCAUCGUGAUCUCUCUUGGCGCAAAGUCCUCGUUCGUCUCGAACCAGAUGCUCAUAACAACAUGAUCGUACGCCGUAUGUUCGCCAACGCAUACGGAUGGCCCGUUGUCAAACAUCUCUGUGAUACCCAUUUCAGCGACAGCGCAGCAGCCAAAACCCGCGAUGAAGACGAAGGAAACGAAGAAAGAGCAAAGGGAGAAAACGAACGACCAAGUAAAGACGGCAGAGAAACCAACGACGCAAAUGUCCACUCUCACCAUGAGCCUGAACACAUGAAAAUGCUAAGCCCCGAAGAUAGAACCGAUUCCGAAGCCCGAGAAGCUAAAGAUUCCGUCCCAGCCCUCAUCUCGGACCCCAAACCAAAUAGUCUUGGCAAAGCAUUGGCCGGAAAUAGCCUUAGUCUUCCUGGGGAGAGAAGACCACUUCCCGAACGCGCGGAAAGCGGGACGGAGUGGAGUGAUAGAGAUUGGGCGGAUAGCGAAUUAGAUAGUGAAGAUGAGGAGGAUAGAGCGAAGAGGGAUUCGGGGGAGGCGAGGAAGGGGUGGAAUUGGACGGAAGCGAUAGCCGGGAAGGGGGCAACAAGUCCAAGGGGCACGGAUAAGGCGGAAGUUGAGAGAUUCUUGGGGAAGAAGAAGAAGGAAGAACAGGAGUUGAGGAGUGAUGCUGCGGCGGCGAGGGUGCUGAGUGGGGAGGCGGCGGGGAUGGGAUUAGGCUUGCAGCCAUUGGGGUUGGAUAGGGAUGGGGAGGGGGUUGCAGGAAAGGGGAAGAAUGUAGAUUCGCAUGAUUCGUGA